Daktulosphaira vitifoliae (grape phylloxera) is the source of this 651-nucleotide messenger RNA. RefSeq lists its product as uncharacterized. Bases 1 to 651 code for a protein of 216 amino acids. Lineage: Eukaryota; Metazoa; Arthropoda; Insecta; Hemiptera; Phylloxeridae. The transcript has 3 exons. The record is from RefSeq and is a predicted model, not a curated record.
AUGUAUUUUGUGACUACGGCUACUUUUUAUAACGAUGUUUAUCUCAACAAUGAAGUAUCACAAACUCUUACGACGACAGUUCAAAGAAAGUACUCUAUAAAAUCUUUUGAAUUAAUAGAUCAACAAAGAAAUCAUGAUAAAUUAUCAGAAGAUAGUGAAUUACAAAAAAAAAAGAUGCUCACCAAACAAAUAACUGAACAAAUAUUCAAAGCGAAAGCAGAUGUACAACUUAGUAAUCAGGAAGCUGAGAAGACCCAGCAAAGGGUAAAUGAUGCUAUUACUGCAUUAUCUGAAUCAAGGAGUCACGUUUUUGCUGCUAGCAUGCAACUGAUAAAAGCACAAGAAGAAGUAGCUAACGCGGCUAAGUUAGCGAAAACUUUACAAAUAAAACUUGCUACUGAUCAUCAAAAAAUAUAUGAUGCGUAUAAAAAAGUUGACUCGCUUACGUCACUUUUGAUACCUUUAGAAAAUGACAUUAGUGUGGCUGAACAAACUUAUAGACUCCGAAAAUCUGUUCAACAUUUUUUUAGUACUGAUAGGUCAACCAAAAAUAUAAAUGGCGAUACCAGUUAUAUAAACCAAUUACUAUUUUCGCCAUUAUUAAGUACAUCAAAAAAAAAUACUAUUAUCAUAAAAAAGACAAGAAGUUAA